Molecule: messenger RNA, 1599 nt
Organism: Oppiella nova
Lineage: Eukaryota; Metazoa; Arthropoda; Arachnida; Sarcoptiformes; Oppiidae
Source: the annotation of a GenBank genome assembly
AGUACACAUUUGUGAAGGCAGUCAACGAAUCUCUUGAUUUCUACCAAACGACUGGAAACACAAAAAUGAAAAACAAAAGUUCGCAAAAUAAUGAGGAAAACGAUGGCAGCGGUUGUCUUAAAGCGAUUCCCAUGCGAUUUGUGUUCGUAUUCAUGGGAUUCAUUGGCUUUAACUUAGUUUACAGCUUCAAAGUAGUGCUGAGUGUAGCCAUCGUAGCGAUGGUGAGGGGCACCAACACCUCGUCCGAUAAGAGCCAUGAGUGUCGUGUAUCUGAAUUUAGCAACACAACGUCCACUACAGGAGAAUUUGAUUGGACUGACAGUCAAAAAGCAUCUCUUUUGGGCGCAUUCUUCUACGGCUAUGUCUUAACACAACUACCGGGCGGACAGUUGGCCGAGAAGUUUGGGGCCAAAUGGAUAUUUGGGUCGAGUGUACUCAUAACAGCCAUCCUAUCGCUGAUCAGUCCCGUGGCCGCCAAAUGGAGUUAUAGCGCAUACUUUGCCGUCAGAGUGGGUCAGGGAUUGGCCGAAGGGGUGGUGUUUCCCGUAAUGAACGCAUUGCUCGCCAAAUGGUUGCCCAAAAUGGAGCGAAGUCUGGGCUCAACCAUUGUAUUCACGGGCGCACAGAUCGGAACCGUCAUCACAAUGCCUUUGGCGGGAGUCAUGUGCGACGGAACCUUUCUGGGCGGCUGGCCCUCUAUCUUCUACCUCUUAGGGGUUGUCGGUUGCGUUUGGUUUAUAUUUUGGGCUCUCAUUGUCUAUGAGAGUCCCGACAGACAUCCCUAUAUAUCUACCAAAGAGUUAAACUUCAUUAGGAAGGGACAGGGAGCGGAAGUUGUCAAAGAGAGAGCGCCGACGCCGUGGAAGAAAAUCUGGACAUCAGUGCCGAUGUGGGCGCUAAUCAUCACUCAUUUCGGUCAGAACUGGGGGUUUCUCACAGUAUUGACUCUAUUGCCCACAUAUUUCGAGAAAAUAUUAUUACUUGACAUUCAAAAAAACGGCUUGUAUUCGAGUCUUCCGUGGCUUUUAUGUGCUCUCAUGAGUUGGGUCGUCGGCACUAUCAGUGAUAAAGUGCGGGCAAAGGGACGCAUACCUAUCACAGUGAUUAGGAAAUUCUGUAAUGGAGUGGGCUUUUUCGGUCCAACUAUUUGUAUAAUUGCUGUAGUCUUUACCAAAUGUAACGAGAAUGCGAGUAUCGGUUUGUUUAUCUUAGCCAUGGGUUUGAAUGGAUUUAUAUUUUCGGGAUUCAUGUGUACACACGUUGACAUGGCACCCGAUUACGCGGGCACUCUCAUGGGCAUAACUAAUAGUCUGGGUAACAUACCAGGGUUCCUCGCCCCGAUCGUGGCCAACGCUUUUACUACAAAUAAUAAUACACUGCAGGGCUGGUCGUAUGUGUUUUACUUGACGGCUGCUAUCUAUGCAUUCACUUCAUUGGUGUACAUAAUCUUCGCGUCCGCACAGAACCAGAAGUGGACAGAAAGUCCUGAUAAUGACUACAUCGGUGGUGAUAAUCUUAAGGAGCGUUCAAAUGGUUUACAUCAUACCGGAGCCAAAGAUAAUAAUUCGUUUGUUACGGAUUAGCAAACCUUUUACUAUG